This is a messenger RNA of Stylonychia lemnae, 2205 nucleotides long. The record is from the annotation of a GenBank genome assembly. Lineage: Eukaryota; Ciliophora; Spirotrichea; Sporadotrichida; Oxytrichidae.
AUGAGUAAACCUCUUUGCAGUCCUCAGAAAGAAUCCAAGUAAAAAAUCUCUUCCACUAGGAAAUCAAAAGAUAUAAGAGAAUCAAUAAAAUAAUACAUUUAACCGCUGUUGCUUGAUGAGACCGAGGAGAUUACAAAUAAACUCAAGGAGACUCAUUCCUAUAUAGUAUAUUAGGAAAAUGAAAACGAUUAGAAUAUCAAGUGCGAUAUAUGUCUUCAAUACUGCUCUGAGGAAAAUGACCAUCUUGUAGUGUGCGAAUUGUGCUUAGGAGCUGUGCAUUAAAGUUGCUAUUAAAUCGAUUUGGCUGCAAAAGUUCCAGAGGAAGCUUGGUUUUGUUAAAGGUGCUAAUAUUUAGUUCAACUAGUUAAAUAAAAGAAAGCAAAUAUUGAAUCACCUAAGUGCCUUCUAUGCCCAGAUAGAAAAGGUAUUAUGAUAAUGUAAUAUUCACUUGCUAUGCUAGGAUCACAUAUAUUAUGGAAGGACAACCCAUAAUUCAUAAGAAUAUCGAUAGUUCAAAUUAAAUCUAAGAAAAGACUUUUUAAAUUGAAAUAUAAGAAAUAAAAUGAUGAAGAGACUUUGUUACCAUAAAAGAGAUCUAAGCAAGGAAGCUAAAAAAGCAAGCAGUCAAAGGCAUCAUCUUAGAAAUCAAGUCAGAAGUCGAUAACCCAAAAGUCAUCAUAAAAUAAUAAGAGAAAUUUGAAAGUUCUAGAUAAGGAGCUAUAAUAGGAACUUAAAAAUGAGAUUUAAUAAGAAAUACCUCAGGAUUAUAAUUAAGAAACUCAGCAAUAGUCAUAAAAAUUUUCUUAAGACUAGCCAAAACUAGAGAGUGAAGAAUAAGAAAAGCAAGAAACAAUAAUAAUUAUUAAAGAAUGUGAAUUUCAGGAUCGGCAUAUAAUUGAGGGAAGAGAGGCUCAGAUAGAGUCUAAUUAAAAUGAAGAAGAAUAAAUCAAGGAGGAAGCAUUGGAUGGGAGAGUGACUAUGGAAUAGAUCUAAAGAUACUCUGAGUAGUCAAACUAGAAAGUAAACUCACCGAAAGAAUGUAUUAGAGAAAACUAUUUCAAAAAUGAGCAUCCUAGCUAGCCUGAACUUAAGAGCUAUUCUACCUUAGGUAGCCAUACCUAAGAGACCUUAUUAAAGGUAGAAUAUCCUGAGAUAAAGCUAAAACUUAAAACUUAGAAUAAGAAAGAAAAUGAUGAAACGAUUGAACCAAGUAUAAAAAAUUAAAACUCGACAAUAUCAAAUAGAAAAAGCAUAGUUGAGUUAAUAAAGGAUUAUUAAUCGGAACAAGAUCAGAUAAAUAAAGCAUACUUUGAAAAAAUAGAAAAAAGCGUUCAAAUAGAGAAAAAUUUUUAGAACCAAUAGAAAUUACUCAAUAAUGAGCAAAUUAUGCGAAUGCUGGACUAAUAAGGAAUUAGAUUUCCUCAUGAUUUUCAAACUUAAUUAUAAAACUACCUGGUAGCUAUUGGCCUCUAAACUGUAUUAGAUAAUUUAAAACUCAAUUUAUAAAUAUAAUAACCGUUGAUUCAAAGCCAGCAAAACUUACAAUGCGAAAUGAGUCGAGAUCCCUCAAUGCGAGAGAGGCUAACCUAAAUUAAGAAAUAGGAAUCAGACACCCCAAAUUGGAGUAAUGCCAGUAAUAAACGAAAAAGAGGGAGAUGCUAAGCUGGAAAAUCACCGAAAUCGAAAAUAAAAUAAAAGGAAAAGGAAAAGUUAGAUUAGAGUCAAAUUAGCGCAAGAAAUUCUGAUAACUACUAUAGUGUAUCAUAAUGCAAGAAUCUGGGAGUUAAGACAAGCAGACCAAGAACCCCUCAGACAUCUUACUACCAGCCUGAUGAGGAUAUUCGCAAGUAUACUAAGACCAAGUUAAAUAACUUGCUAGAUAAGCUAUACUUCGUUGACUAAGAAAUAUUCAUGCUGCUCAAUCUGACCUAAAAGUAUGUAGAGGAUUAGAACAGGAUAUUUACAGAUAGGAGCAUACCAUACAAGCGUAGAGACAUUGAGAAUUAUAUAAAGAAGGCAUUUAAAAUGCUUAAGAUAUACAAUGAGGAAGAGAGAUUUUAUGAUUUAACAAGGUCAGUUAAUCUGACCAAAAUAUUUGCCUCAUAGGUUGGAAAAAACUCGCCUCAAGUAGGUGACAAUAUGAUUUGGAUGAGGCUUUUAAAGAAAAGAUGUAAGCCUGUUGAAGAACCAGAAUCUAGUAAUUGA